UUCAAGCAGGCACUUCAGCCUUCAUUGACCUUUUGCCAGCCAUCAGUUUUUUGACAGCCGCUCCACGUCUCUCUCACACGUCGGAGCUACUAUCCACCACUACGACUACUACUUUGUCACAACUGUCGGCGCACGUUGACCCUACCGGUUAAUAAUUUACCGUCCGUCCAAGGAUUUUGUUCUACGUUGUAAUUUCUUUAUCCCAUUACCAAGAUAAUGCAGUCGACCAGCGUGCUAUGCUUUCUAUCGUUUGGUAUGCUCUGUGUUGCCCUGACCCACGUCGCCGGCGUUCCUUUCGGAUAUUACAGGCUAUUUGACAAAUCGCCAGCUCUUGCCGACGGAGAUUUGGAUCUAACCGGCGAUUUGCGGAAUCUGGGUUACGACAAUGGUCCAGCUGAUACACUGUCUGCGGAGAAACGCUUUUCCCUUGAAGACUAUCCAUAUGGUGUGAAGCGGAAUGUUGCCCGCUUGCCCAAGGUGGAUAUGGGAUUUGGGCGCGGACAUUCCGGUGCACGAUUGGCCAGUUACGGUGCCGCUCUCCUGGACACGGAAAGCCCAUCAGGUCCCGGACGGAGGCGCCGGUCAGCCGAAUAAUCGGCCUGCAAACCAAAGGAAGGAAAUGAACUGAGUGUGUCAUUCAAACCGUUUUUCCGACUGUUCCUACGCGCAGCUAAACUAAGACAAAGGAAAUUGAUCUGGACAUAAACUGUGAAAACUCAUUUCCCGUUGGCCUCAGUUGAUUGAAAAUACACCUGCACAGAAUUAUUUUUAUUGCCUAAUUUAUUUUCUCGCUAAAACUCUGCACACAAAUAACGUUUGCCAAUUUCGUUUGUACAAUUCUGCACAAUAUCUGUACUUUAUGCACACCGUGCUUUUGAUAGACAUUAUAUGCAAUGUUCCUAUUUAAGUCCCGCUGUGAAGUGAUAGGAUUUUAAUAUGCGUGUCGGCUAAAUAAAUGCAACGAAUUUUCUGGAACGGGGUUCUAUUUGCGGAAACAGCACACUGGGAUAAUGCCGGCAAAAAG
Messenger RNA from Paramacrobiotus metropolitanus, 1024 nucleotides. RefSeq lists its product as uncharacterized. The transcript is spliced from 4 exons. The record is from RefSeq and is a predicted model, not a curated record. The coding region runs from base 217 to 594 and encodes 125 amino acids. NCBI's taxonomy places the organism in Eukaryota, Metazoa, Tardigrada, Eutardigrada, Parachela, Macrobiotidae.